AUGCUCGUGCCUGGGCAAAGUGCAGGUUUUGUUUUAUUGGGGCUUGCAUCAUUGAUCGCCAAAUUAAAGGUUGCUCGUGUCGCACAGGAAACCGUUCUUGUCUGUUUGUCUCGUCUGUCAGAGCCAGUUCACAACCGAACCAAAGGGCUGAAAUCACCCAGAGCCAGACAUCCGGAUCCCAGUCCUGGCCUUAUCAUUGGGGCGUCUACGCAGAGGAGAUAG
Morchella importuna is the source of this 222-nucleotide messenger RNA. RefSeq lists its product as uncharacterized. The record is from RefSeq and is a predicted model, not a curated record. Bases 1 to 222 code for a protein of 73 amino acids. The transcript is spliced from 5 exons. NCBI's taxonomy places the organism in Eukaryota, Fungi, Ascomycota, Pezizomycetes, Pezizales, Morchellaceae.